Adineta ricciae is the source of this 402-nucleotide messenger RNA. The record is from the annotation of a GenBank genome assembly. Lineage: Eukaryota; Metazoa; Rotifera; Eurotatoria; Adinetida; Adinetidae.
AUGGAGAAUUUACCAGCGAUUGGUGAUCGAAAUACUCAAACAAUUGUGUGUUCAUUCUGUGAUGACAUUAUCCUUCGUCCGCAAACAGCCACUUUAACAAAAAACCCAACAUUAUUGCCUCAAAUGCGUGUCGAUAAAAACUCUUCAACAGACGCCGACACGAAUCGUUUAUCUAUUAACGGAAGUGAUCAUCCAUGUGAUUCAUUAGAAUUAUUUUGGUUAGUAUCGGACAUGUUCACAUUUGAAAACGUUGGCUUUUCUAAUACAGUUAACAAUCAAACUAAAUAUCUUGUUUGUGCUAAUUGUGAACGUGGACCAAUUGGAUUCUCUCCUAUCAAUCCAUCGACACGGCAGCUCGAAAAAGAAUUUUAUGUUGCUACUGAUAGAAUUAAAUAUAAAUAA